Messenger RNA from Penaeus vannamei (Pacific white shrimp), 2092 nucleotides. The record is from RefSeq and is a predicted model, not a curated record. Lineage: Eukaryota; Metazoa; Arthropoda; Malacostraca; Decapoda; Penaeidae.
AAUAUAAAACACAAGAAUCGAGGUUUACAAGAGCUUGGGGCAAUUUAACUUACAUUUUUCUCCCUCUCCUCGGCCCUGACUCCAGCCAUGGCGGGGAACGCUUCGUGUCUGAGGAUAGCCGUUGCUGAUGACCGCCUCUUCUUAAUCGUGAGCAAAGGACCGCCUUACAAAAUCACUGGCGUUUUGGUCGAGAUCAUGGCAAUCAUUGCUAAUUACAUGGGCGUCUGCUACGAAUGGGUUGUACCAAAGGACGGGUUGUACGGGUACAUGCUUCCCAACGGGACUUGGACAGGCAUGCUUGGCCUUGUGAACAGGUCGGAAGCUGACAUGGCGGGGAUCAUCUCCAUCACGUCACGGUACAAGCAGGCGGUGGACGUGAGUGAACCGUUGUACAUGGACGAGUACGGGGUAAUGCACAAGAGACCGGUUCUGCAGUCCGACAUUUUGGGGUUCUACAAGCCGUUUACGUCGCUGAUGUGGGUGACGCUGCUCCUGUGUGUCCUGGCGACGACGGCGGUGACGGCGGCCAUCCUGCACUGGGAGUCGGUCUUCUCGCGUCCAGGAGGAAACCGCGGCGAUAAACAACGAAACAACUUCCUGUCGUCUUGCGCAAAGUCAAUCCACUGGAAUUUCUCGCAUUUGCUAAGCCAAGCCGUGUGGUGGGCACCGACCGGCAACCCGGGCCGAGUAGUGGGCGGGAUCUGGCUCGUCUCCGCCCUCAUCCUCACCACCGUCUACCGCUCGAACCUCAAGGCCAUGCUCAUCAUGCCGCGGAUCGUGCUGCCCUUUGACAACCUGAAGGAGCUGUCCGAGUCCAACAUCGUCAUGUACGUGACCAAAGGGAACUAUUUCCAUGACUAUGUGAUGCAAGCCCCAUCGGAUAGCGUCGUGGGUUCGCUAAGGAAGCAAGUCGACGCCCACGAAAACAUCCCACGGGCGAUCGCCGAGAUCGUGGGCGGUCAGGUCGCGGGCGCCGGACCCAUGGCUAAUAUCGCCGUUGUGAUGCACGAGUUCUUCUCUAAGACUGGUUCUUGUCCGCUAUAUGUAAUGUCAGAGACCUUCAUGAAGAGCACCAGCAGAAGCAUCGCGAUUCGGAAAGGAGCCGAAUUCAAGCCUAAAGUGGACCGAGCGAUUCGCGGGUUAAAAGAAUUUGGGAUUCUGGACCACCUGCUGCAGAAGGCCCUCGUGAAUGCUACCGAGUGUUUAAAGCCCGUGACCUUUAACCUGGGCUCUGAGAGUCUUCGUACGCUUGACCUUGGUGACUUCUACGGGGUUUUUGCUAUCUAUGCUGGUGGUGUUUUUUUGGGCUGCGCAACUUUCAUAAUAGAGGUAUGCACGUCCCUGGCGAAGAAGAAACAAGGAGAGUAAGAGGCACAAUGACCAGGAUAGACAACUCAGAACUUGCCGGCUUGGUUCACUGAAAACCUUACAUAGCAUAUAUAUCCCUAUGUAACGUACGUCGUAGAUCCCAACACUAAUGUAAAAAAAGUCCACAUGAUUGAGCUGUGUUCUUGCCUGGCUCUGUCGGUCAUAAGACAUUGUUUGCGGGUUCACUUAUAUCAUUGUCACGCGCUUCUGCCCGUUCAAAACCGGGACAGAAGUGAGGGGAAUUAUACCCUAGACGUGAGCAGUUUGACGAACAAAAUACUCAGCAACAAUGACAUCGAAUCUAGACUAGUAAUCUCUGGGUGGGCGGCGGAAAUUGACGCGGCUUUUAACGAUUGGUCGGAAACAGAAAUAGGCGUACGUGCCUUUCGACGAUUUCUAUGGUAAGAAAAUCACUGUAGCGCCUCCCUUAGACACUUACAUAACUGCUGUUUCGUUCUCUGGUGAACUGGUUCAAGUUCUAGGACGAACACAAUGUUGUUGCUGUUACCCAACCACCUCAUUGCUUGUGGCCGUGGACUCAGCUUGAACAUGUGGACGAGGCUUAAACCAUAUCAUACAUAAGCACAAUGUGUGUGGAAUGCUGUAGUACAGUACCACUGGAUUUGACAGAUAUAUGAUUAUGCAGAAUGGUGGUUAAUGGUUAAAAGCGAAAUAAAUGUGCUAGACAUCUAAGGUCAUAUAGCACUAUAGGAAGGUAUAGUAA